AUGACCAGCUCUGUGCUGGUUCAGGGCAACGCUCCCCGCUGGUUGGUCAGGAGCCAGCAUAGCCCAGCGGUGAGGCACAUCAGCAACACCGCCGAUGGUGGUACCCAUGCCAGGAAGGGGAAUUACUGGACCCUCGAUCCAAACUGUGAGAAAAUGUUUGACAACGGGAACUUCCGUCGGAAGCGGAAGCGCCGCUCCGAAGCCAGCAGCUCCUCCGCGGCGGCCCCAGGGACCACAAAAUCGGAAGACGGGCUCUCCUCAGGAUUGGGGUCGGGAGUGGCCGCGAAGCCGGAAGGGGACAGCCCGACGGCUUUGCUAAGGCCGUCCCAGUCCCCAGAGCCUCCCGAGGGCACCAAAAGUACCGCCUCGUCCCCGGGAGGCUCCCUGCUCACCUCCACCCCCUGCCUCAACACCUUCUUCAGCAGCCUCAGCACCUUGAGUGUCAGCGGCAGUGGGGGCACCCAGCGGGCCCUCCCUGGCGGCCGCCACCUGGGAAUCCAGGGGGCCCAGCUGCCCUCCAGCAGCGCCUUCCCCCCCAGCUCGGUCUCGGAAGCCGCGCCGGACACCUUGCCGCUGAGCUCCGGCGCCAGCAGCAGCAGCCAGAGGCCUUCCUACUGCAGCCCUUUCCCUGCCGGCUCCAGCGGGGGGCAAAGCAGCCCCUUCAGCAGCCCUUUCUACAACUUCAGCAUGGUCAACAGCCUCAUCUACCCCCGCGAGGGCUCCGAGGUAUAG
Puma concolor (puma) is the source of this 732-nucleotide messenger RNA. Lineage: Eukaryota; Metazoa; Chordata; Mammalia; Carnivora; Felidae. The record is from RefSeq and is a predicted model, not a curated record.